CUAGCGUUAAAGCAUUGACCCUGACCCAGAGAGACUCUUCUCUCCUCUUCUGCUUCGCUUGAAACAAAACAACGUUCGUCGUCUCCGCGAUCUGGAGAAAAUCGAAGGUGGAAAGAUGGGCUAUAUCGGAGAAACCAUAGAUUCAAUCAAAUCUAUACAGAUCCGUCAGCUUCUCACUCAGGCCAUAAGCCUUGGGAUGAUUGUGACGUCAGCUUUGAUCAUAUGGAAAGCUUUGAUGUGUGUGACUGGAAGUGAAUCUCCCGUGGUUGUUGUUCUCUCCGGAAGCAUGGAACCUGGUUUCAAGAGGGGGGAUAUAUUGUUCUUGCACAUGAGUAAGGACCCGAUUCGAGCUGGCGAGAUUGUUGUUUUCAAUGUUGAUGGUCGUGAUAUUCCAAUUGUUCAUCGUGUCAUUAAGGUACACGAAAGAGACAAUACAGGAGAAGUCGAUGUUUUGACAAAAGGUGACAAUAACUAUGGGGAUGACAGACUUCUCUAUGCUGAAGGUCAGCAAUGGCUUCAUCGACAUCAUAUAAUGGGUCGUGCUGUCGGGUUCUUGCCUUAUGUUGGAUGGGUGACUAUAAUUAUGACAGAAAAGCCUAUCAUCAAGUAUAUUCUCAUAGGUGCAUUGGGUUUACUUGUUAUAACGUCCAAGGAUUGAAGUCUUUUAGAGAUGGGACUCUGCAAACCUUUGUGUGUUGUGUUAUCAUCCUUCAUGUCUUGUUAUAUCAACUUGGUCAUUUUGUGGUUUAGACCACUUCUAAAACAGUAUAAUCAAUCAGAAGCUAACUUUUUAAUUUUAA
This is a messenger RNA of Raphanus sativus (radish), 800 nucleotides long. RefSeq lists its product as uncharacterized. The transcript has 8 exons. The record is from RefSeq and is a predicted model, not a curated record. The coding region runs from base 116 to 658 and encodes 180 amino acids. Gene Ontology annotation, molecular function: serine-type endopeptidase activity. NCBI's taxonomy places the organism in Eukaryota, Viridiplantae, Streptophyta, Magnoliopsida, Brassicales, Brassicaceae. Gene Ontology annotation, cellular component: signal peptidase complex; membrane.